AUGGCGUGGCCAAACCACGCAUCAAACAGUCAACAGAUUAACACCCAUGGCAACAUCAAUGGCAACAUCAAUGGCAAUAGCGCGGGCAAUAACGCGGGCAACAGCACUGGAAAAACCAAUGGCAAUGGUGCCUUUCAUAGCAGGCAAACCAGCGAAAGCCGCAUCACCAACGGCAUAGCUUUGGCCGCGGAGCUCGCUGGGUCCGCCGCCAUAACCAGCCCGCCUUCCAGCCAGCUGUCUGUCGACAGCAGUUCCGGACGGCCGGCUUUCAAAAACCCGUUGGGCGCUUGGAAGUCGCCAUCACCGCCGGCGAAACGUCAGAAGACGACGGGGCAUACUGGGUCAGCAGCGGCAGCGGCAGCGGCAGCACCAACACCUAUUUCGGCCUCGGUAGGAGUUGGAGGCGGCCUCCAGGCCCCUUCGUCACAACCAUUUUCCCAGUCAUCCCCUCUAUCACUCCCGCCAAAGUCGCCACAGCCAUUGUUGCACAAGCUAAAGAGCCCAGGCACGUUUUCGCCCGGCCAGCCGACGCCGGGCGCGACGUCAACACCGGCACGUGCCCCGGCGCAAACGCCAAUACGGCCGCCAGUGCGGCCCGUGGACUCGGCGAGCACUGCGGCCAAACGACGCAUCUCUGCCCCCGUCAAAGUGCGGGAAGCUGCAGAGAACAACCGGAUUGUUCUCAUCAUUGAUAGCGACGACGAUGACGAUGACAACGAUCGUGUCGGCGCCAGAAACACAGGCCCGACUCCUGUCCCGGUUCCGGUCGUUCCUACCGCUCAGGCGAGUGCCCUGCCAAAACACCCUUUAAACCCUCCCGUCACGCCCAUACCUCUUCCUCUUUACGGCCGUCUGUCAGGCUCGCCAAGCGUAACCAAAGCGUUCAUAAUGCACACGGCGAACGCAAUUACCUCGCGGCCAAAAAGCCCAUUUGAACCCACCCCUGUCAAACGACGUCCAUCGGACGACAGUAUCAUCAACAUCAACGACAGACUUCACAUCACCCCCCAAGCACGGCCAGCGGCAAGCCAGGGGGCCUCUUUCCCCCCCGCAACGCCUAUACUAGUGACGCCCGCGAGGCCUGUCACGACGACUGGCCCAACAACGUACGGGGCGCCAGCACCGGCCCCGCCGCCGUCUGCCAUUGCAGCCUACGUCCCGUCGGACAUUGCCAGCCCUGUCAUCCACCGCCAUGAGCCACGUUCGACGAGGAAGCCCAUCGAGGAGCACCUCGAGCCGGCCGUCAACGUCGACAUAACACCGGUAAAGUCGAACACGCCAAUGCUAGUGUCUCGGAAGCAGUCGAAAGGCCAACGCAAAGGCCAGCAACCAAAGACGCACCAGCACUUUGUUCGCUACGCCCACCUGACUCACCGCCCCUACCUGCGCUCAUCCCACCGCCGCUUCGUGGCACAAAACUACCACGAACUACCGAACCUGCUUGGCUUGCCUCUGACUACCCAACAAAGAGGACUAUCCGCCGCCGCCGUCGCCGAUCCUUCUCCUUUUCAGUCUCCUUCUCCAUCCGUUGUCAUUCACGUUGAUUUCUUACCAGAUGAAAUCCACCAUCUGCUCGACGUCGUCCGCUUCGUCCACACCAACGCCGGCAUGGGCGUGGGCGUGGGCGUGGGCAGGUCGUCAAAACAAUCCGUUGGCCAGAAACACUCGUCUGCGGAGCGAGAGCUGAAGAGUUUGUUGCGCCGCCAGCCACCCGAGUUUGAACAGCUCGUUGUAAACAGCACCACGCCUGCUCGCCUUCCAGGACGUAGUCAAAAGGACAUCUUCAGCUUUCUGAUCGAUGCCCGUGCUGGCAGCAUCAACUAUAACGACGGUAACAGUGGAAGUGUCAGUAGCAGCGGUAGCUACAGCAGCAACAAGAGCCGAAGCAGUCUCUUCAACGCAGAGGCACUGGCUCCGGCUCUGGGCGGACCGUCCGCAAUAGUCAUGAAACGCAGCGACCGUGCUGCCUACUCACUACAGGAAGCACGGGCGGAGCGCGCCACAAAGCUCAAUACAUUCAUUAUGAUGCGUGAAGUGGCCGGCCAGCGGCCCGUCCAAGGCCGCUCGCGCCAGCUACUCAACUUUACCAACGCAGUCCGCACCGUCCGCGAGGACGGCUUACGCCUGAGAAACGAGUGGACUAACCUCGCCGGUGACGUCACGACUGUCUCGUGGACCUCAAAAGACGCCUUCAUCUGCGGCACCACCACCCACAUGGACGAGCGAAACCACCAAUACAACCGCCAGGGCAACCUUGCUCUGGGCUCAGUCAGCGCUGGUACCCUCCGUGGCUACCCGGACCACCGCAUCGUCCGAACCCGUGCCAUUACGACUUUAACAAACCCGACGAACCCGACGCAACAACAACAGUCCGGCGCCGACGAUCCGUGGCUAUACACCUCCGUCGUCUCGUCCGACUACGAUGCCACCCACGAUUUGGCCUUCACAUCCGGCUUCGACAACAACGUAAUCGUGUGGAAGGUGAGCAAGGACGGUACCUCCAUGGCCCGCCAGGGCGUCUGGCGGCACGAGGGCAAGGUCAACUUCGUCGUUGCCUCCAGCGGUAUACACUGUCUUGUGGCCACCGCCGCCGACGUCCCCGUCCAAGCCGUGCGCGUCUACCGCCUGCCUAGCGUGCAGGAGCGCAUGCAAGGCAACCGCCAAAUCUCCUAUAAGAUGUUCUCGUGCUCGCGCAUCGUUGACCUCGAGGGCCGCCCCGUCCUCACCGACAAGUGGGCCUACUUCCCUGCCGCGAUCCGCUGGGGUCUGUCCGAAACUACACGCCACCUGCUGCUGGUCGGCUACUCCCCCCGCGGCCUCGACAUCAACGCCGAGGACGAUGACAUUCCUGAAGAUCGCCGGAAUUCGGGCGAGCUCUGUCUGUGGGACGGCCUAACAGGCGAGCCCUGGCGCAUCCUCGGCGCCAGCUCCCAAAACGUCUUUGAGGUCGCCUGGCACCCCACCCAGGCCUGCUUCGUCGCCGCCACCGCGCCCACCGUGCACCAGGCUCUCGAGCAAAACGCCCGCACCCAGAUCCGCAUUUUCCGGCUGUCUGUCAACAGUGAGUAUGGCGGGCGCGCCUACAGCGAGGUCCAGACGCUCGACUGCUACGCCGAUGACAUCAACGAGCUGGCCCUACGGCCCAACAGUUUUGGUUUCCUGUACGUCGCCGCCGGCUGCACCAACGGCCACACCUAUGUCUGGGACACGUCGCAGGGCGACUACCCCAUCUACGACCUAGGCCACGACGCGUGCAUCGAAGAGCAGGCGGGCGAAAAGAUCUCCGUCGAGGACACCGGCGUCAAGUUUGUUGCCUGGGGCGAGACCCCAGACCGGCUGUACACGGGCUCGUCGGACGGGGCAGUCAAAGUGUGGAACAUUCGCACACAUGGCGGCUCGCGACUCUCGCCGGCUGUGCGCAACCUCUUGCAGUGCCCGGCACCCGUCUCGUUUGGCGCCUUCUCGCCCGACAAGUCCAAGCUUGCCAUUGGCGACGCCAGUGGCCGCGUCUCCCUCCUGUCCGUCGAAGACGGUGUGGAGGAGGACGACGAGGACGGCAGUUUCUUGAGUGACGAAGAAGAACAAGAAGACGAUUUUGCUGGGACAAAGAAGACGCCCCAAGCUGCCCGUGUCAAUGGUAACCUCCAGCACAGCCAUCCUGCCCAUCUCGCGUUCAAGCACCACCCGCCUGAAGUCAUACGCCAUGCGACUCCUCCGCCACCAUCAUCGCCUCCGCCGACCGCGGGGCAAAACCCCCUACAGCAGACACCACCAUCUGCCGCCGCUAUCACUUCCACUGCCACUACCACUGCCACUGCCACUGCUGCCAAUGGCGAUGAAGAAGACGAAAACGUUGCCAUUGCGACAUCCCGGGCUUUUCUGUCCUCGGGGCAACUUGUCAUCGUGCCCGACCCCACCGUUGGCGCCGUCAAGGGCCCGAACUACGCCGACACCAAUCUGUUUUGUACCGAGUACCACCAGGACAAACGGCCCGAGCUGCCCUUGCUGGCCGAGUACGAGCGCGUCCAGCAGGAAAACCAGCCACGCGCCAACACGUCCCCCUCCCGGCAGCGAGCCUUGCGCAGUGUCUAUCCGGACGUGGCGCCUGCCACCAUAUUCGGUUCCUCUGCCUCCGGCGUGUCCGUCCUCGGUGCUCCAGACCCAUUGCAGGCCCUGCAGCGACAAAAUACCAUCCGUCGUGUCCAGGUGCUGCACGCCAGAAAUAUAGCGUGCGACCUUGACGUCAACAGCCUGCCCGUCGAGACCCGCGAAGCCCUUGAGCUGGCGGACCGCGCCGCGCUGCUUCACAUUGAUGACGACGACUACGACUACGGCUUUGACUACGAAGAGGUGCCGGACACUGUUUGA
Sporothrix brasiliensis 5110 is the source of this 4368-nucleotide messenger RNA. RefSeq lists its product as uncharacterized. Gene Ontology annotation, biological process: TOR signaling; regulation of actin cytoskeleton organization. The record is from RefSeq and is a predicted model, not a curated record. Gene Ontology annotation, cellular component: TORC1 complex; TORC2 complex. Gene Ontology annotation, molecular function: protein binding. The transcript is spliced from 3 exons. Bases 1 to 4368 code for a protein of 1455 amino acids. Lineage: Eukaryota; Fungi; Ascomycota; Sordariomycetes; Ophiostomatales; Ophiostomataceae.